AUGGAUUCCCCAGCAACCGUGAAACACCUGACGCAAGGCUUUUGGUCUGAGCGGACGCCGCUGCAUGACGCUGCAUCUUUGGGGCAACUUGCGCAGCUCCAGCAGCUGAUUGAUGGCGGUGCCUCGGUAAAUGCUUCCACAGUGGACAACAUCACCCCACUGCACGAUGCCUGCAUCCAGGAUCACCCACAGUGCGUUUGCGUGCUUUUGGAUGCUGGUGCACAGGUGGAUGUACGAAAUAUUCAUGGUAGCACCCCUUUGUGCCAUGCCUGUGCAGCUGGGAGUGUGGAGAGUGUAAAGCUGCUUUUGGAGCGUGGGGCUUCUGUGAAUCCCUCGCUCACAGCCCUUACUGCUUCCCCACUUCAUGAGGCCUGCAUAUGUGGUAAUUCAGAGUGUGUAAAGUUGGUCUUAUCAAAGGGAGCACUGCUGGAGGCUUUUGACAUUCAUUUUGGGACGCCACUGCAUGCGGCCUGCUCUAAGGCUCAUCUAGAGUGUGCCCUGCUGUUGCUCAAUGCAGGUGCCAGAGUGAAUGCCACAAAGUUCCACGAGACAGCUCUGCACCAUGCAGCAAGAAUGGGAGAACCGGACCUGAUUGAGCUGCUGGUGGAGUUUGGGGGAGACAUUAAUGUCAGAGACAACCUGGGACAUAAACCCAUAGACUACACUAUACCCGGUUCCUCAUCAUACCUCUGUCUACAACAAUAUGAGAGUUGUCCUCUGUCUCUGCAGCAGCUGAGCCGUAUUGCCCUGAGAACUGUGCUGGGUACCAGAGCACUGCAAGUCAUCACCAAACUGAACAUCUCACAACGCCUCAUCAGUUACCUCUGUUACAGAUGACAAAACAUAAAAAUUAAAUAAUUGCAAAAGCAGAAAACUAGUGUUAAACCCUAAUUUUAACAUUAUUUGGACAUUUAAGGUGGUGGGUUCAACAACAGAAACAACCUGGACGAGAAUGUGACCAUGCUAGAUCACU
Messenger RNA from Trichomycterus rosablanca, 973 nucleotides. RefSeq names its product ankyrin repeat and SOCS box containing 13a, tandem duplicate 1 (gene asb13a.1). The transcript has 6 exons. Gene Ontology annotation, molecular function: protein binding. Gene Ontology annotation, biological process: positive regulation of protein catabolic process; protein ubiquitination. The coding region runs from base 1 to 837 and encodes 278 amino acids. Lineage: Eukaryota; Metazoa; Chordata; Actinopteri; Siluriformes; Trichomycteridae. The record is from RefSeq and is a predicted model, not a curated record.